AUGGAAUACGACACCUCAACAGCAACCACCGCCACAGGCGCCCCCUCGGGCGCCGCCAUUGCCCACGGCACCACCGCCACCGACUCGUCCCGUGGCGGCGCUGUCCGCGUCGCCGGUCCCCCCACCGACACCUCGGUGCUGUCCCAGCCCCUCACCUUCCCCUUCUCCGGCAAGACGGCCCACAACCGGUUCCUCAAAGGGCCCAUGACGGAGCGCCUGUGCGCGUGGAACUCGCCCUCGGAGCCCAUCAGCGCCCGCGGCCGCCCCACGCCCGAGUACACGCACCUGUACCAGCGGUGGGGCGAGGGCGGCAUCGGCGUCAUCGUCUCCGGCAACACGAUGGUCAAGUACGACGCCGUGGAAGCGUUCGGGAACCCGAUUUUGUGCGAUGACCACGACGGCCGCGUCGCCGCGUUCCAGGAAGUGACUGCUGCGGCGAAGAAGCACGGCAGUCUGAUGGUCGCGCAGCUCAGCCAUCCGGGGCGGCAGGGCACUAAGUGGCUGAACCCCCACCCGGUGAGCGCCAGCGACGUGCAUCUGAAGAUCAAGUGGGCGGGCAACGAGUUCGCGCCGCCGCGGCCCAUGGAGGUGGCGGAGAUCAAGGAGAUGGUGCGCCUGUGGGGGGAGACGAGCUAUCUGUGCUGGAAGGCGGGCUUUGAUGGCGUGCAGGUCCACUGCGCCCACGGCUACCUGCUCGCGCAGUUCUUGAGUCCCAGCACCAAUCAGCGCACGGAUGAGUAUGGCGGGAAUCUCGCCAACCGGAGCAGGAUUGUCUUUGAGAUCAUCCAGGAGAUUGACCGGCGCGUGCGCCAGUACGAUCCGAGCUUCAUCGUCUGUGUCAAGCUGAACAGCGUGGAGUUUCAGGACAAGGGCACCACGCCCGAGGAGGCGCGAGAGCUGGCACUCAAGCUGGAAGAGGCGCGUGUGGAUUUUGUGGAUUUGAGUGGCGGCACGUUUGAGGCGCGCGCGUUUGAGCAUAAGAAGGAGAGUACGGUGAAGCGGGAGGCGUAUUUCAUCGAGUUCGCCGAACAGCUCCGCCCACUGCUGAAGAAGACCAAAGUCUACGUAACCGGGGGCCUGCGCACGGCGUCAGGGAUGGUCAAGGCCGUCGAGUCCGGGGCAUGUGAUGGCGUCGGCAUCGCGCGCCCCCUGGCGGCCGAGCCCUAUCUGUGCAAGGAGAUCUUGGAGGGCAAAGUCACCAGUGCGAUCGAGAACUUCAUGCCGCUGCCGCUCAACACGCAGAGUUCGGGCACGCAGCUGCAUCAGAUCGGGCGAGGGCAGGAAGGGAUCAGUGACUGGAGCGUGGAGGCCGAGGUCGAGAGGUGGAAGGAGGCGAAUGAAAUUGAGGCAAAGAGGAAGGAGAAGAUGUUGCCUGUGGUGGAUAGUAGUGGGUACGCGUGGAUAGAAGCGGUGGAUGGGUUCAGGUACUUGAAGACGUGA
Molecule: messenger RNA, 1440 nt
Organism: Cyphellophora europaea CBS 101466
Lineage: Eukaryota; Fungi; Ascomycota; Eurotiomycetes; Chaetothyriales; Cyphellophoraceae
Exons: 2
Coding region: 1-1440 (479 amino acids)
Molecular function (GO): FMN binding; oxidoreductase activity
Source: RefSeq, a predicted model, not a curated record